Molecule: messenger RNA, 797 nt
Organism: Thamnophis sirtalis
Lineage: Eukaryota; Metazoa; Chordata; Lepidosauria; Squamata; Natricidae
Source: RefSeq, a predicted model, not a curated record
CAUGGCACGGAGCGCAGCGCAGCGGCGGCGGCGGGGCUGGCAGGCCGGCCAUGGCGAGGGGCGAGAGCACCAAGAGAGGCUGCGGGCAACGCUGCGGGACGGCGGCCGGGUUGGCCGUGCUGGGCUUGCUGUGCCUGGGCUUCGGGCUGGUCCUGCUGCAGACCAUGCCGGGCCUCUUGCGGCAGCAGGUGGCCAAGAAUACCAGAAUCGACCCCAAGAGUGCCAUGUUCACCCUGUGGAAAGACCUCCCGGUGCCCUUCUACAUCUCCUUUUACUUCAUGGAGGUGAUGAAUCCCAAGGACAUCCUUCUAGGCGCCAAGCCAGUCGUCAGCCAGCGGGGGCCUUACGUGUACAGGGAAUACAGGCAGAAAAAGAACAUUACUUUUCAUAGUAACAACACUGUCUCCUUUCUGAGUUAUCGCUCCUUCGUCUUCCAACCAGACCGUUCCAACGGAUCGGAAUCCGAUUAUAUCAUGAUGCCGAAUAUCUUGGUUUUGGGAGCAGCCAUCAUCUUGGAAAACAUGCCCUUUCCCAUGAGGGUAGCCUUCAGCAGCGCCCUGGCCCUCUUCCAUCAAAAUGCCUUCAUGAACCGGACAGUUGGAGAUAUCAUUUGGGGGUACAAUGAGCCCUUCACCCAGUUCCUGAGCAGCCUAGGGGUCAGCGUAGGUCCAGGCAAUGAAAAAUUCGGCUUGUUUUCCGACUUAAACAAUUCAAACUCUGGUCUCUUCACGGUGUUCACAGGCAUGGAUGAUAUUAACAAAACUCACAUGGUGGAUUCUUGGAAUGGAUUAAAAGAG